Messenger RNA from Nicrophorus vespilloides, 3661 nucleotides. Its product is annotated as protein jim lovell. Gene Ontology annotation, cellular component: nucleus. NCBI's taxonomy places the organism in Eukaryota, Metazoa, Arthropoda, Insecta, Coleoptera, Silphidae. Bases 503 to 2335 code for a protein of 610 amino acids. The record is from RefSeq and is a predicted model, not a curated record. The transcript has 4 exons. Gene Ontology annotation, molecular function: protein binding; DNA binding. Gene Ontology annotation, biological process: regulation of transcription by RNA polymerase II.
UAACAAAACGAAGAACAGCAACAAAAAAGUUAACUCAACAACAAGAAAAACUCAUCGAAGAAACAGCGAAGAAGAAACGAAGAAAUUUACACUCGAUCAGCUGUUUGUUGUUGCUGUUUACGCGCUUCGAAAAUGUGAAUGGUGGUUAAAGUUGUGUUCUUUUGUUUAUACUGUGUGCAGAGCAUCCUCCGAUCUGCUACUCGGUGUGUGAGUGUGUGAUUGUUUUUGUUUGUUUUUCUGUUUUUUUUGUUAAUUUGUGUGUGAGCGUGUGUGGACGUGUGUGCCGCCAUCUACAGUCACGCACACAUGAGCGCGAUCUUCCCGCAAAAAUAAAACUUUCGGAAACAACAACAAAAAUUGUGUUGGACUAAAUUUUUGAUUACACAAUCUCCACUGAAUUUGGCGCAAAAACAACUUCGAAAUUGGGAACGAGCGAUGCUGCUAGAUUAACUGACGACGACGAAAGUUGCCGAAGAGGAGAGAAAAGACGUUAAGCGAAACAAUGUCCCAAUCACAUUACUCUCUGCGAUGGAACAACCAUCAGAGCCACAUCCUAUCCGCCUUCGAGUCGCUUCUUCAAGCGGAAACACUGGUGGACGUGACGCUGGUGUGUGCGGAAACUUCUGUGCGCGCCCACAAAGUAGUCUUGAGCGCGUGUUCACCGUUCUUCCAAAGGAUAUUCUCUGAAAAUCCGUGCAAGCACCCGGUGAUCGUGCUCAAGGACUUCAGCGGUUGGGAAGUGCAGGCGAUAGUCGACUUCAUGUACAAAGGUGAAAUCAGUGUGAUACAGGAUCAGCUGCAGAGCUUGAUCAAGGCUGCUGAGAGCCUCCAGGUGCGAGGACUCGCCAAUCAGGACCAGUUCGGCAUCGUCGACAAGGAGUCCAGUCCGAUCACGAAUCAAACGCCGACGCCGUCGACGUCACCGAACGACUUCGACAGAGGAUUCUUUCCCAACCUCCACAGAUUCACGGCGCCCGGCAUCACGAUGCGAACACCAAACGCAGCGGAACGUUCGCCGCCGUUCUCGCCAGUUCCCGCCGUCUCCGGGUACGACUUGCCGCCCCCGGCGAAGCUGCCACACAUGACCAUCAAUUUCCCAGAAGCUCUGGUUACAAGAGCCGAAUCGCCGCAGCCGCGUCGGAAACAGGCAAGACCGCGUCGCAGGUCCGGCGAGUUGACCGCCGGUGCUCAAGACCUCACCACCACCUCGGCCCAUCCCAGCCAAAACCAACAUCACCACCACCACAACAACAACAAUCUGAUCACGUCCUCGAACAUCGUCAGCCCGACCACGACCAUCCUCAAGCCACAGCUGCAGCCUGUGCAACCGCACGAGAUCGAAGAAACUGCCGAGAAUCUGUGCAUGAAGAAACAGCCCAGCUCCAAGGAGGACCGCAAGAAGGACGACGACAGGAUCAAGAUGCUGACACCGGAUCCUUCCGCCAGCCCCGAGCUCGACCUCAGCAUGCAUCACCACAAGGAUUUUGCACCGUCGCCGCCCCUACAUCUGCCCGCCGUCCUCAACCUCAAGCACGAACUGGACAACCACUCGCCGUUGCCCUUCCCACCGAUGCCCUCCGUCUCAGCCCUUGCAAUGACACCUCCACACAGCAAAUUUUUCGGGCUAGAUUCACCUCUACUGUUCCCGCCCGGUAUGGAUGGCUGCAGGAAUCCCCUGCUGGAUAUGACAGAUCCUAGAUCGCUUCCUGACCCGCAGAUUUUCACUAAAAAGAAGAUGGGAAGACCAAAGGGUCAACAUUCUGCCCCAAGAGGAGGUCCACCCAGAUCUUGGACAAACGGCGAACUGACGGAGGCUCUACAGCACGUGUGGAACAAGAAGAUGACAACGAGUCAGGCUUCGAGGAUCUUCGGCAUCCCGUACAACUCGCUGCUGAUGUACGUGCGCGGCAAAUACGGAAAGAGUUUGAAAUUGGAGCAGCUGAGGAAGGACUGCAUCGCCGGUCCCGGCAUGGAUCUGAUGAACAUCGGAGGUUCCGGUUCUGCAGGAAACAACAAUAACAACAAAAUAUCCGACAGAGACGACGGGACGGGGACGCAACCGAACACGAGACCCCCGAGCACCGAGGAACCUCCGCAACCGCCGAUCUUCAAUCCGUUCGGGCCGAACUUCUAUCCGGACUUCGGCACCGGCUUCCCCAUCCCCGUCAGCAUGAUCCACCUGCUGCCGCAGAGCGAGAAGAACCGCGACAGCUACGGCCCCCCGCCAAUGGACGAGGACAUCGGGAAAAAUGAUGGUAGGGUUAAGGACGAGCCGCAGGAUAUGUUCCUUCCUUUAGACAGGCGCGAGCUCGUUCACCAGAACGGGCAGGACUAGGCCAGGUGGUGGCACUCCUCUGACCAAAUCAUAUUCUAGCAAUCACUGCAAAGAAAGAAAACGUCUAUGAGGCAGAGAGCACGUGUCAAACGUCCACUUAAAGCAAAUCGUCUAAAACAGCAACAACAACAACAUCAAGGAAAAACGUUUUCUUUUCCGUAACUUAAUACGUUAGGUGCAAUAUUAGUGCAUAGACAAAUUUGUACAUUAUUAUAUAUUAUACAAAUAAGCAAAAAACGAGGGUGGAUGCAUUUCCCAUCAGGAAGUCGUUCUAUGCAUGCAGCAUCCCCCAUUUCGAUUUAAAUGAUAAUACCUGAAUUCAAAAAGUAUAACAGGUAAAAAAAAAAAUAUUUAUAAAGAAUAAUAUAUAUAUACGUGCUUCCGAUUUGUAAGUUUCCGUUCAAUACGUUUUAUGUUUAUUCAAAUUUUAUAUAUAUAUAUUAAUAUUAUUUUUCGUGACUUUAAGUUCAUUUUACUUUAUUUAGAAGAAAAAAAAACAAUAAUAAUUACGUAACGAAAGUCGUUAGCGCGAUCUGUAAAUAGGAAAGUCGUCGUCGCGUUUCGGACUUUCCUCAAAUUAAUAUAAUAAUAAUAAUUUUAAUACUUAUAAUAAUAAUAAUAAUAAACAAACAAAAAAUAUAUAUAUAAUGAAUAAAUCAUAUAAGACUGAUAAUUUUCAUAUUGCCAACGUUCCAACGCUAAUUUUCUCUGGCCACUUAAAGAUGAAUAUGUAGAAGAUGAUGAAGAAGAAGAAUAUGUUGAAGACGCUAGAAAACGAAGAAAUAACAUUUAUUUUAUUAACGCUGAUGAACGAUAUUGCGAAAUAUUACCGACGAUUAGAUGAAAUGGAAAAAAUAGUAAUAUUAUUAUUAUUAAUUAAUGAAUUAAUUAAUAAUAUGAACAAAACCCACAUAUUUAUAUAUUAUACAGUUCCUGAUGACAAAAUAUUUUUUAGUGACAGAUUAUAUACAGAUUUUUUACCAAAUAUUUACUAUAUUGAAUGGAAAGCAAAUAAUAAUUGAAACGAGAAACAGAAACUACUAUAUACAACCAAACAUGCACACGCAAACAAAGAUGGUUUUUUGUUAUGAACGCCAGGGGGCGCCGAGCCCCCGCCUCCGCGAUUUUUUUCCUAUCCAAUGAACUUUAACACAUACACAACCCCCCGCCCCCCAAUACAUACACAUUCAAACUGCGAUAUUAGCGUUUACAGUUAUUAACGAAAACAGACUAUUUUAAAAACACGGUUUUGUACAGUUCAGAUGAUAUAUAUACAUACAUUUGUAUCUUAAAUAAUGCAAGAAUAAUACAUAAAUAAAUACAAAC